CUCGUUUAAACUCUUUACUUUUCGUGUUCGUUCUUGGCCUGCGUGGGAUUCUGUAUUAGCGAUUGACCCUUAUUCCGACGGCUUUUCCUCUUACAAGAUGGAGGGCUUCGACAAUUCCGGAUCAGGCAACCAAGGAACUAUGUUGAUGACUCCAUAUUACACUCCAUACCAGAAGAAGGGGUUGAACAAUUCUGAUCUUCCCAUUGUCGAUAUUGACUUAUUUUCCGCCUCGGCUGGUGAUAGUUCUGGGGUUUCGUCAAAGCAGACUUCUAGAUCACCCUUUUCGUCUUCCCCAGACUCAGAAUCUGAAACCCCUGGUUCGUCCAUAAACCGUUACCAUGGCUUGCCAAUGAAUACUGAUGGCAAUGGAGUCCACCAGGAGAUUAAGCUGAAGGAAGAAUUUCUUGGUCUGGAGUCACAAAAGAAAAUAGGUGGGGGAGAUCAUAUGGAUAAUAUAUUGUGGGAAAAUGAUUGUACAAGUUAUCAGGAAUUGCUCUGCAAACUCGUUAAAACUGAGGAAGAGCUGAGUAAUGCAAAUUUAAAACUUCGGCUCUCGGAGAAGGAGGUUGUCAAUUCAAAGAGUCAGAUUGUGAAUUCUGAGGGUCAGCUCCAUCAUGUUCUAAAGGAAUUAAAAUUGAGGGAGGCUGAUCUUGAAUUUGAGAAAGAAAAGGUGCUGAAGUUGCAAAAUCAAACAUCUGAUUUGGAAACUCACGUUCAAGAUUGUUGCUGCAAGAUUGCAAAGUUGACUGAAGAACUAGCAGAAGCUAGAGAACAUCUUAGAGUAUCAAACGACGAGAUUGCAGGAUUAAAAAAUAAAUGUGAUGCUACUCAUGAAUUGCAAUGUCAGCUUGAACUGGCCCAACAAAAUGUUGCCGCAUUUGAGGCCCAGCUUGAUUCAGGGAGAAAUCAGAUUCGGGAGCUGGGAGAAAAAAUUAUAUGGUACAAAGGUAAUGAAAGCAAACGUGAACUUGAGGUGCAAAAUUUGAAGGCCGAAAUGCUUGAUGCCCAGGCAAAGUAUUCUUUGGAGAAAGAGCUUUUGCAGUCUGAUGUUUUAAAUUUGCCAGAAGCAAGAGCUCAGCUGGAUUCUGCACUCAAGGAAUGGGAGUUAAGAAGCCACUUGUUAGAAAAUAAACUCAGGCAGUGUGAAGGUGAAAAGUUGAAACUAGAAGAGCAAAAUGCAGCCCAAGAAAUGGUUUUACAAGGUGAAAUAAGUUGUUUGAAGGAAGAACUUGGUGAAAGAAGGCAUGAUAUUGAAGCUUUGAACAAGGAAAUUGACAGCCAUAAGCAUAAGUAUGAUAUGAUCGUGGCUGAAAACGAUGGAGCCAAUGCAAGGAUUCAUAAACUCAUAGCAGACGCGAGAACCCGAGACAACCAGAUUAAAAAUAUGGAGAAAGACCUUUGCCUGUUUCAUGCCCACCAUGAGGAGCUCAAAUCAAUAUCUGAAGCCAGACUUAAUGAAGUAAAUGAGUUGAAACUGAAAGUGGAACAGCUCGAGGUAGUGGUGGCUAGACAGAAAGCUGUAAUAUCAGAGAGAGCAGAGGAGAAGAGGGAGGCCAUACGGCAACUCUGCUAUGCACUUGAUCACUUCAAGAAUGGAUACCAAGAACUUCGUCAAGCAUUUACUGAGCAAAAGCGUCAUGCUGCUGUAACUUCCUAAGGUACAUUCAGUUGGGUAUCAUCAUCCAAUAUCAUAGAUGCUAAAGCUUUGCUUAUUAUCAUUUUUGCAUUCACUUUUCCUACAUCUGUGAGCAUAUCAACAUCAUAUGAUGUUGCCAAGCUUAUCACAAGGUAUCAAACAGUUAGAAUGAUGGUUGAAGUUCUGGAAUACUUCUGUUUCAUGGUAGUUGGGGUUAUUAAUGCUUGAAAAUUUAGUCCUCUUUAAGAUAUUUGAAGUUUGAACUGAGCCAUUAUGUACCGUUCAUUUGAACUCUGCUCGCUAGUCAAGUCAAACUCACUUGUGGUUGUGGUUGUGGGAA
Molecule: messenger RNA, 1976 nt
Organism: Prosopis cineraria
Lineage: Eukaryota; Viridiplantae; Streptophyta; Magnoliopsida; Fabales; Fabaceae
Product: protein NETWORKED 4B-like
Exons: 2
Coding region: 98-1657 (519 amino acids)
Source: RefSeq, a predicted model, not a curated record